This is a messenger RNA of Carcharodon carcharias (great white shark), 5183 nucleotides long. It is a transcript of the gene def8, whose product is annotated as differentially expressed in FDCP 8 homolog. The record is from RefSeq and is a predicted model, not a curated record. The transcript has 13 exons. NCBI's taxonomy places the organism in Eukaryota, Metazoa, Chordata, Chondrichthyes, Lamniformes, Lamnidae. The coding region runs from base 164 to 1534 and encodes 456 amino acids.
UGUAGCUGAUGUGGGGAGAUGCAGUGGGGCAACAUGUCGUUGUGUGUAGAUCCGGUGCUUCAGGCUGUCUGAUUUACCCCCUUCUGUCCGGUUUCUCUCCCGUUCACACCGUAACGAUGAGCCUCCGUCACAAAAGUUGUAACAAUGAUUUGGGUUGUUCAGAAUGUCCUGUCAAAUUGACAUGGAAUACGAUGAAAGACUGGCACGAUUUCGACAAGGUCAUCUCAAUCCCUUCAAUAAAGAUCCAGGUGAAAAGGUGGAGAAAGGCGGCGAGGAAGAGGGUGAUCUGUCAGUAAAAGUUUUUCCUAAUCUAGGACUAUACACAGACUCUUUGUAUAGGGAGGUCAAUGCACAUACAGACAGAGUGAUGGAUCUUGGCCUGGCUGAGGAUCACUUCUCUAAACCAGUGGGAUCAUUUGUGGCAUUAGACAUUGAAAAUCUGAAGCGUGCCAUUGAUGAGGUGAAACAAGUUAUAUUAGAUUUGCCAGAGCAUUCAGAGAAGCAGAAAGAUGCCGUUGUUAAACUUAUUCAUCUCCGGCUUAAACUACAAGAACUGCAGGACCCUGAUGAAGAUGAACCAGAUAUUCAAAUUUUGCUUGAACAUAGAUUUUACAAGGAAAAAAGCAAAAGUGUCAAACAGUUUUGUGACAAGUGCAGCACGAUUAUAUGGGGCUUGCUUCAAACCUGGUAUACCUGCACAGGCUGUUACUACCGGUGUCACAGUAAGUGUUUGAACCAAAUCACCAAAUCCUGUGUAAGAUCAAAGGUCAGCCACCAGUCUGAAUUUGAACUCAAUAUCUGUCCUGAGGUGGGACUGGACAGGCAAGAUUAUCGAUGUGGAGAGUGUCGUCAGCUAAUUUCUCUACGUGGUGUGCCUAGUGAAGCGCGUAUGUGUGACUACACAGGGCGAUAUUACUGCAGCAGCUGCCAUUGGAAUGAUGUAGCGGUCAUCCCUGCACGUGUCAUACACAAUUGGGACUUUGAAACCCAUAAAGUGUGCCGUUAUAGUAUGAGGUACCUUACACUGAUGAUUUCCCGGCCGGUACUGAAACUCAGAGCAAUUAAUCCGCUUCUCUUCAACUAUGUGGAGGAAUUGGUGGAAAUUCGGAAACUCCGACAAGACAUCCUGUUAAUGAAACCCUAUUUUAUCACCUGUAAGGAGGCAAUGGAGGCAAGGCUGCUGUUACAGUUACAGGAUCGACAGCACUUUGUGGAAAACGAUGACAUGUAUUCUUUACAGGAUUUAAUUGACAUUGCCACUGGGCGCCUGAGCUGCACUUUAACUGAAAUCCACACCACCUUUGCAAAGCAUAUCAAACUGGACUGUGAGCGAUGUCAAGCUAAAGGUUUUGUCUGCGAGUUGUGCAAAGAGGGAGAUGUGCUCUUUCCAUUUGACAGCCAUACAUCAGUGUGCCAGGAUUGUUCAGCUGUAUUCCACAGAGAUUGUUAUUACGACAAUUCCACCACAUGUCCAAGGUGCCCACGGCUGUCGAUGAGAAGACAGUCUCACAUUGGACCAACUCACCCUGACUGAGCCUAAGCCCAAAUGAAGAAUUGUCAACUGGGAAACUUGUAAUGCUGAUCAUUUCAUUUCCUGCCAGCUAACUAAGUUAAAUCUUGUGGGAAGAUAAUGUAGAUGUUAACGAUUCCAUUAGUGGACCAAAAAAUCUAGAAUGAGGCAUUGAGAUUUGAUUUGAAUGAACAUAUUAAAAAUUGUCCCUGAUGUGGGAAGUCCAAGUACGAACUGUUGAUGAAGGGCUAAAAUGGCAGCUUCCCCAGUAAAGGAAAGCAACAUGUUUUAGAAAUUAAAAUCUGACCAUAAUAUCAAGAGCAGUGUACUUUUAUACACAUUCCUUCCUGAGCACUUUGUAUUUCCAUUUUGUUAUAUGUUUAGUCCAUUUCCAUCUGAUUGCAGAAACACUAACUAUGUAUUUAAAUGGAUUCUAGGAAUAGGAUUGUGGUCUUGAGAUGAUUCAUGAAGAGAAAGCUUGCAGCUAUAUAGUACUUUGUCUUCAUCCCAGGAAUGUGAUAAAGCGUUAGUAAUGCUGCCCUUUUUUCUCACUAGCAUCUGUCUAAACUUGGCAAAGGAGAAAUUUCUUCUCUAAUAGCCUCUGCUCUGUUAAAUUAAUGGAGCCGAUGUUUAAAUUGGCAAAUAAUUAUAGAUCUGGGUUUGUUACGUUUCAGAUUUCAUCAUUUUCAAAUCCUGAUUAUUUGGUUCAGAACUAGAAACUGAACUAUGUGAAAGGAAGGGGUGGAGAAUGAGUGCACAAUAGAAUUGUACCGUUUGGAAACAGAAAAAUUGAUGCUUUAGGAAGCCAGUGCCCCAGUAUAUGUGAUAAAAUGGAGGAUCAAAAUGCCUUGUAGUGAUUAGCACCAGUUUAAGAAAUAAUUAAUUGUGUGCAGCAGUGGACUGUAAAGAAUGAUAAAUCAAUAGUAGCAUGCUGACAGCAAUUGUCACUUUCACUUGUCAUUCCAAAGACUGCUUUUUGUCAGUUAUAUGUCUUGACACCCAGAAAACCCAUUACUGUGCUGUGUUUGAGUCUCCAAACCAAGCUACUAAAAAAUCUACAUAACCAGUUGUUUCUGCUGAUCUAAUGUUUGGGAUAUAGCCCAUUUAUGUGAGCUUGGAGUUUGGCAGACCCUGAUUAUGCACAGGGGUGCUUUACGAACUGAAACCACACAGUUACUGGUACAAAGUGCUAAUAAACUUUCCAUUGUUUGUCCAGCCAGAACCACCGGUAAGGGCAUGUUAUUUAAACCUGAGUUAGAAGAAUCUAGUUUCCAGUGUUAGGUCCAGCCCUCCAUGGCUGGUUGGUCAAUCAAUAAGACUAUCUUUCAAUGCUACAAGUCUGUCUGGCGCAGAUAUGGAUUGACUGCGUUUGGCGGAUUGCUAUAGUAAUUUGAUGUGAAAUGGACACCUGGAUUUUAAAUUCAGUCUUGUUGGAAAUAAUAAACUAGUAAUCGUUUUGUUAAACAGAAUAUCUUGAUGUUGGACCAGUUGCAUUUUUAAAGAGAGUAAAAUAACUAAUGUAAUCCAUGCCAUAUUGUAAUUCCCAAUGGAAUUUGCUAGUCUAGUGAAAAACUGUGCCAUGUUAAUCACUUUAGAUCAUCUGUUUCUUUUUGGGACGCAGCUUUUUGGAAGUUUGUACUGGCAGUCAACCAGGGACCAUGAUGAUCAUCCUAGUAUUUACUCCUUUCUUGCAUUUUUCACUAGUAUCCUUUUGCCCAAGCUAAGGUUCUGGUUAUUCAAUAGGAAAAAGGAAUGUCAAACAAUAAGCAAUGAUUUGGCUUAACGUGCCUGAUGAAAAGUAAUAACAAUCAGCUCUAUAACAAUGACUCUUCCACCAUUUGCAUUGACUUUGACAAUCUGAUGUGGGAUUAAGGGUGAAAAUACACUUAUUGUUACAUUGUGUUAGAGGUUGAUAUUUCAGUCUGAUGCUUUCUUUUGAAUCGUUAAUUAGUGCUGUGUAAUGCAGUUUGGCUUGUAGAUAAUUUCUGAGGAAUUAUGCAGAUAUCAACACAGAAGACAAGAUCAAAAGGAAAAUGGAAAUACCUUUUGACUCAGCAUAAAGAGGUUGUUAUGGUUUGUAUUCCCUUUUGUGGUCUAUGGUGACUUUCUUGAUUGUUGUAAGGUUACACAAUGAAGGGAAGGGAGAGGAAGUAAUUGACGCACUAUUAGAUCUCUCAUACCUUGAUUUGCUGGUUUAUCCCCCCCAUUCUUGAUGAACUCUGAAGUAAAAUAUAAUUAAAUACUGUACAGUCAUUUGCAUUCUUACCACCAGUACUAUAUAAAGAAUCAUGCUGCUAAUCAAAAUUUUUGUAUCAAAAAGCUGAAUUUUGUAGCACUAAACAUUGUUAUGCACUUUUUUUUGAAAAUGUUUAAAUUCCUAUGCAUUACUAUUCAAUAUCCUCCUAAAGUAGUUGUGCAUUCACUAUUUUAUUCAUCUCUUUAAAAAUCAUCUGUCUUUUUAAAAUUCAAAUAUAACUUGUAGUCAACAGAAGCCAAUCUGACAACUGGCCUUUGGAAGGUACAUGCACCAUGUCUAUGGCGUUUUGCUCUUGAUAAAAUCAGACCAAAAGUAGUUCCAUUUAACCCUUUUACUAAAGAUUAUCCAUGUGAAAAUAUAUCCAUUAAAUAAAUGCAGACCAGUGAACACUGAUGUAAAGCAUUGAUUCUGGUUCUGUAUUGUUCUUACACUUUGGCUUUGAAAUGAUUGUGGAUCAAUACAGAAAAUGCUGGUAUGCACCAGCUGGUUGAUCAGCUGUUGAAAGAGAAAACAUAGUCUAAGAUUUGAAGUUAAUUAUCAGCAGAAAAUACUGUAAAUGCUUGCAGGCCAGACAAGAUCUGUGGAAAAUUCUCAAAGGUUAGGUUUAUGUGUUAGAUCAAUGAAUCCUCCUUUGUUGGGUUAUGAUGAAAAGUCAUAGACGUGAAACAUUGGGCAUGAUAAAAGAUCAAAGGCUUGAAAUGUCGCUCUAAUCUUUUUUCUUUCUCCAGAAAUGUUGCCUAACCUGCUCAGUGAUUCCUGUAUUUUCUGUUUUUAUUUCAGAUUUCUAGCAUCUUCAAUACUUUUCAUUUUAUUCUUGGGUUCAUUCUUAGGUUAAUAUAUUGAGUGUAAGGUGAUUGAGGCAUUAUUUUUUUUCCAAAACCUGCUGCAUGUAUCCGCCACUUGCAUAAUUUUAAAAUAGAGAAACAACAGAGCUACUAGUUUUAAAUUUGACCAAAAAAGUGUGAUUGGUAAUGUACCUACAGUAGUAGUAUAAGUACUUUUCAUACAAUGAAUAGUUUACUUCUUUGGACAGGUGCUUUUAAAACAUCACCACUUGAAACAUAUUACAAACUCAGAUUUAUUUUUCCCCUUGUUAGAAAAUGAUGACAGGGAGGUUCUUGGCAUAAUUGUUAAUUACAUAUUUGUGUGUAUAUAAACUACAGGGAUUUUAUAAUGGAAUUAUAUAUAUAAUUAUAUAUAUAUGUGUCUAUUAUAUAUAAUUAUAUAUAGUUAUAAUGUAAUUUAAUUUGCAUAUGAAUAAUCAAAAAAGAACACUUGUAUACUGUCCACUAAGGUCAUCUCUUGACAUCUUGUGCUGUUUCUUCUCAAAUAUACUGUCUAUGGUGCUUAACUUACAUUAGUGACCAUUUAUUGUAACGUGUAGAAUAAAUAUUUAAUAAAUUAUGUUUCAAAGUU